Closterium sp. Yama58-4 is the source of this 5451-nucleotide messenger RNA. The record is from the annotation of a GenBank genome assembly. Lineage: Eukaryota; Viridiplantae; Streptophyta; Zygnematophyceae; Desmidiales; Closteriaceae.
AUGCCUUACCAGCAGUUUUAUAGUGCUUGUGCUUGCUGCCGGCCCCGGAAAAGUCACCACCUGGCACCGCUGCCCGUCAUGCCGCUCCGCAAAGGCUUGCGCUGCUCCGCGGAAAGGCUUGCGCUGCUCCGCGGAAAGGCGUUGCGCUGCUCCGCGGAAAGGCGUUGCGCUGCUCCGCAAAGGCUUGCGCUGCUCCGCGGAAAGGCGUUGCGCUGCCAACAUGUAAGGGAAGUCAACGCUUCACCUCCUUCCCCUCCUCCCUCCCUUGAACCUCCUCCCCCCCCUUCCCCUCCUUCCCCUCCUCCCUCCCUUGAACCUCCUCCCCCCCCUUCCCCUCCUCCCUCCCUUGAACCUCCCCCCCCCCCUACCCCUCCUUCCCCUCCUCCCUCCCUUGAACCUCCUCCCCCCCCUUCCCCUCCUUCCCCUCCUCCCUCCCUUGAACCUCCUCCCCCCCCUUCCCCUCCUUCCCCUCCUCCCUCCCUUGAACCUCCUCCCCCCCCUUCCCCUCCUUCCCCUCCUCCCUCCCUUGAACCUCCUCCCCCCCCUUCCCCUCCUUCCCCUCCUCCCUCCCUUGAACCUCCUCCCCCCCCUUCCCCUCCUUCCCCUCCUCCCUCCCUUGAACCUCCUCCCCCCCCUUCCCCUCCUUCCCCUCCUCCCUCCCUUGAACCUCCUACCCCCCCUUCCCCUCCUUCCCCUCCUCCCCCUUCUCUCCCUACUGCUUCUGGCGGCACAUCCCCUCCUGCACCUGUCGGCUGUGUAGUCAAACAGCGGCGCAUAUGCCCGUGGGUGUAUGAGUCGACGCAAAAGUCUCCGUACCGCCCGCGGAAAUCUCGAGAACCCAAUGCCAACGCCUCCCCGUCUGUUCCCGAUCUUUCGAGUGAGGGGACUCAAAAGUCCCCGUACCGCCCUCGGCAAUCUCGAGGUGGCAAUGCCAACGCCCCGUCUCCUCUCGAGUUGCCGAAUGAUCCGACGCAAAAGUCUCCGCACCGCCCUCGGAAGACUCGAGAACCAAAUGCUAACGCCUCUCCGUCUGCUCCUGACGGGGCAGCUGAGGCGACUCAGAAAUCUCCGUACCGCCCUCGGCCGUCUCGAAGUGGCAAUGCCAAAGCCCCGUCUCCUCUCGAGGUGCCGAAUGACUCGACGGCGCAAAAGUCUCCUUACCGCCCGCGGCCAUCUCGAAGCGGCAACGCGAAGGCCGCGUCGUCUCCUCCCGUCGAACGGCCGUCAACAGGCGAACCAGCUCCCGCUCCCGGCGACACCGGCGAGGCUCCUCUACAGACGGGCGGGCCAGCUCCCGCUUUCGGCGACUCCGGCGAGGCUCCUCUACAGCUAGGGUUCCUCGCCACCCUUUCCAGGUCCAAGAAAUGGACCGACGACGACCUCCCAGCGACGGACGAGCGACCCAAAUCCGCCGCCGCGAACACCUCCUCGUCGCACGCGUCGCACGCGUCGCAAGGGCCGCGGCCAAGGCUGACGCGAUCGAACGCGUCGACCUCGCGCGCGCCGCCCGCGGAAGGAUCGAGCCCGCACAGAGCGGGACCGACGCCCGGCUACGUUCACGGGCACACGCACGUGCGCAAGCCGCGUCGCCUAGCAGCAGCCGCGUCAGUAUCUGGGGCGGAAAGCAGGGCGGAAGGCGGAGGCGACGGGGGACGGGAUGGGGGCGGCGGAACGUUAGCGGAUAUAGGCAGGCGGGGGAAGGCCUCCGCGUCGGUUUCCUCCGCGGGUGAGAGGGGGGGGAGGAAGCGGCUAGACGUAGGGGGAGGCGCAGGGGGAAGCGGAAAACUGGGCGGAAAGGGAAGCAGGAGUCUAACCCCCUUGAGCAGCGGCGCAACCACCCCCUCUAGCAGCUUCACCGACAAUGGUAGCGAGGCAGGCAGUGUGCGCAGCCGAAGCACCUUCCAGUCGUAUGAGAACGAGGAUGAUGAUGGUCAGUCGUAUGAUGACCUUAGUAGCCACGCGGAUUCGGAACUAGAGGUGAAUUUCGAGGAGGUUUUGGGUCCCGCGUCGGGGUUUGACUGGAUCACGAGCAUUAGUGCCGCGUCCACGCCUUCGUCUAGUUCGUCCGCGAAUAGGGUUACCAGGUUCGCGCCAAGCACGCCUCCGCACGCCCUGGCGUCUGGGUCGGAAGGGAUAGUGGGGUUGCAUUUACUGGAAGGGUUGGCUCCUCGGGGCUCUAAACGAAAGCAGAAUAAAAAGAAGGUGCUUGUAAGGAAGGCGAAGGAGGAGACGAAAAAGAUGGACUUUUGGGGGGAGGGAAGCGGGAGUGAGGAUGGGCGCGGGAUGGGGGGCGGGAGGAGGAAGAGCAAAGGGGGGAAGGGAGGAGGGGGAGGGGAGGGGGAGGAGCAUGCUGAGCGGAAGUUUGGGAGCUUGGGGGAGAGGAAGAGGCGGGAAAAGGCGGGGAGAAAGGCGGGAGUGGAAGAAGGGGAGGGGGCGGAAGGGGGAGAAGGGGGCGGGGGAAGGGUAGCGAGGGGAGGAAGGCGGGGAAGAAGGGGGGAAGAGGGGAAACAUGGGGGGGGAGGGGAAGAGGGGGAGGAGGGGGAAUCGGGGGAGCGGGCGAGGGGAGAGCGAGGGGGAAGGGAGGAAGGCCGGGUAAAGGGCAGGAGAGGGUACGGGGGGAGUAGGGCGGUGGCAGCAGCGGCAAUUCGUAAGGCUAGGUCAGGUGCUUCGCACGGCGGGGAAGGGGAUGGGAUUGAUUUGAGUGGUGGUGAUGGGAGGGACGAUGGGGCAUGUGAAAAUAGCUCGCUUGCUGCUAUGGGCAGGGCAAAAAAUGCCCCAAGCCGUAGAGGCUGGGAAGAGGACGAUGAUGGCUCGUUUAUUGCCCUGGGAAAGGCGAGACUUGCCCGAGAGGGUUCGUCGGGCAGCUUGGAAAAUGAUGCUCUGACCCCGACGAAACCCGCGGCUUUGCCUGGUUUACCAGAGGUAAAGAAGAGUUUGGAAGGAGAGGAGGAUUUGAGUAGGGUGGCAGGCGUGGCAAAGAAAUGGGUGAAGAAAGCAAAGGACGAUAAGCUGAAAAAGGGGAAGGAUGGGGAGAAGGGGGGAGAGAGUGAGGAGGAUGAGGAGGAGGGGGCGAUUGUAGGGUAUGGGACUCAGGUGAAAGACGCCAGAAGGGUUCCCCCUCUCCCCUUGCCUGGGUUCACGGUGAAGGGUCCCCCUCCCCCUCCUGGGGGGGCGUGGGGGGCAAAGCGCGCGCUGGUGGACUGGGGGGGCGUGACAAACGCGGAUGGCACCAUCUGGGCCUCGGAGCUUGACUUUGAUAUCGAUAUCGGGGAGUUGAAAAAGCAGUUUGAGCCCAAAGCUCCGGCUCCUUUCAAGAAGGCGGAGCAGCCGGUGAAGAAGCAAGUCAUCCGCAUUAUCGACAUGGGCAAGUCACGGAACGUGGAGAUCUCCCUUCGCAGCAUGAAGCUCCAUCCCCGCGACCUCGUGAUUGCAGUGUUGAGUGUGGACACGUCCACAAUAGGCGAGUGGUGUGACAGCCUGGUGGAGACUCUGUUGAAGUAUGGACCAGAUGACAAGGAGAAGAGGCUGCUGCGGGAGUUCAAGGGGAACGUGGAAGACCUAGGUCCGUGCGAGCAGCUAUUUCGAGCAUUACUGGGAGUGCAGCGCCUGGAGCCAAAGCUCAAGGUGCUGCAGUACAGGAUCUUUCUGGCAGAGCGGGCACCAGAGCUUGCAGACACGAUCAAGUUUGUGACUCUUGUCUCACAAAAGAUCCAAGAAUCCCAGAAGCUGCAGCAUGUGCUGCUGGUGGUGCGAGAUAUUGGCAACAAACUUAACGAGGGCACCAAGAAGGGCAAGGUGGUGGGGUUUGCAGCCAACGAUCUGAACAAGGUGGCCAACACCAAGGGCUUCAUGGCGUACCUCAUUAAGGUCCUGAGUCAGUGCCGACCCGAGUGGCUCUACUUCUGGAAGGAUUUCACCGAUGGCUCUCGGAACCUGCUGAACGAAGCAAUCAAGGUGGACCAAAAGGGACUGGCGGAAGUGAUAGGGGAGCUGGACAGAGGGAAGGUGCUUGUAGAGCGAGAGUUGAAGGAGUGUGAGAAGAUGGUUGAGGAGGAGAGGAAGAAGGAGGAGGAGAAGGAGAAAGAGAAGGAGAAGAAAGCGCAAGAGGGGGAGACUGGGGAGGGAGAGAAGGAGGAGGGCGGGAGUAAGGAGGGUACGGGAAAGGAAGGUGAAGGGGACAAGGGAGAUGGUGGGAAGGGCGGAGAGGGGGAGAAGGGGGAGGAGAAGGAGGAGAAAAAAGAGGAGAAAAAGGAAGAGGAGAAAAAGGAGGAGAAGGAGAAGGAGAAGGAGAAGGAGAAGGAGAAGGAGAAGGAGAAGGAGAAGGAGAAGGAGAAGGAGAAGGAGGAGGCGAAGCGGGAGGAGGAUGCACUGCCCUUGAAGCAUGCGGACACACAUCGAGCCAUGCAGCUGUUUUAUGAGGAGGAUGUUGUUAGAUGGCAUGCCAGUGUACACGGCCUCAUGGGCGAGAUGAACGCCAGUGCUGAGAAUCUCGCUCGCAAGUUUGGCUCGGACCCCAAGACAACCUCCUUUACACUCAUCUUUGGUGUGUUGAGGGAUUUCGUUGAUCUGUUCAAGAAGAAUUUAGUAGAGUAUGAGAAGAAGAAGGCAGCAGAGGAGGAGGCGACCAAAGAGAAGGCCCAACCCAAGGCUAAGGCGAGUGGGAAGCAGCAGCGGGAGCAGGAGGAGCAGCAGAAGGAGCAGGAGAAGCAGAAAUCGCAGCAGCAGCAGAAGCAGCAGGGGCAGCAGCAGGAAGCGGCUGCAAAAGCAGCGGCAGAAAACGAGGAGGAUGAAGGUGGGGAAGGGAGUGAGGAGAGUGAGGAGGAGGAGAGGGGAGGGAGAGGAGGUGGGGGCGGAGGUGGGGAGGCUACGCCGUUUGUGAGGGGGGCUACCCAGAUCGCGGGAAUCAACGGUGGUGGAGGCGCGAUGCGGUCCAACGUCACAUCAGAGGCCAGCAUAGGUACGCACAUCCACCAGUGGUGGCUGGGUGUGCCUGUAGUAACUGCCUCCAUCUUCGUCAUCUGUGUGGCUGUGUUCGUGGGUGACUUACUAAUCGGUUAUGACAGCUUCAGGGAGGUCUGCUUCUCGCCCUCUCUAGCACUGCUGCAUUGGCAAGUCUACCGCGCCCUCACCUCCAUCUUCUUCCACAAGGGACUCCUCCACAUCGCACUCAACCUCUCCACACUCCUCCCUCUCGCGUCCCCUCUGGAGCGCCACCUGGGCUCUCUCCGCCUGCUGCACGCGCUGCUGCUGCUCGCCUGCCUCAACUCCAUUAUCCACAGUGCCUUGGCGUUCUUGCCGGGAAUUUUGCUUGGCUGGUGGAGCUGGUGGGCUGGCGAGUGCUGCAUCGGCUUCUCAGGCGUGCUCUUUGCACUCAUCGUCCUGGACUUGCAGAUUGGAGGCGGCAGUCAAAGGAGCAUCUUUGGUUUCUUCACUGUGCCAACCGCCUGGUGA